Aspergillus tanneri is the source of this 1200-nucleotide messenger RNA. RefSeq names its product SGNH/GDSL hydrolase family protein. The record is from RefSeq and is a predicted model, not a curated record. Lineage: Eukaryota; Fungi; Ascomycota; Eurotiomycetes; Eurotiales; Aspergillaceae. Bases 1 to 1200 code for a protein of 399 amino acids. The transcript has 10 exons. Gene Ontology annotation, molecular function: carboxylic ester hydrolase activity.
AUGCGUUUUCCUCUCCUCUGGUCCCUCCUCUCCGCCUCGGCCUCGCUCAUCUCGGCCACCAUCCUCGAGAAUGGUCAGGAGCGUCUGAACCCUUGGCCCGGUCAGGCCUCCAAUAUCUCCCUCGACGAUUCUUGGAGGAACUAUGACGCCGAUGCCUCCGAGAUCUCCUACAAGGGACGAUGGGAUAGCAAGAAGAUCGGUUGGUGGUCAGCUCCUGGCAUCAAAACCGAGUUCACCGGCGACAGGUUGGCGGUUAGCUUCGGUGAGCAUACCACCGAUGGUGUACUAGUGGCUUAUCGCAUUGGUUCCCUGGACUGGCUCUUCUCGAAUGUAACCGCCCGCUCUACCUAUCAGUUCGUGUCGCCUGAAACGGAUAUGGGCGGUAUUCCCGCGGGUGAUCCCAAGAUUUUUGAAUUGCGAGCUCAGAUUGCCGGUGUCUCCGUCGCCAGUGAUGCCCAUCUCUCCAAGGUCGAACCGUUUAAGAAAAAGGUGGAAAUUAUUGGCGGAUCUCUCGCAUCCGGACAGUACGGCACUUAUGAAACCCUCUCCUCGUGGUCCUGGCUCUACGGUGCUGGUCUGGGCAAUGUUGAAUUCACAAUCACCGCCUAUCCGGGAGUCUGUCUCGCCGACAUGAAGUGCUACGGCGGUGACGUCCAUGGCAUGCCAUGGUGGUGGCAUCGCGCCUCCGACCCCGGUUCGCGGGCUGGUUCAAUGUACGAUCAAGACCCAGAAGAAUACGACGUGCGCGGCGAACAGCCCGCCGACCUAGUCAUCAUCCAGAUGGGCGGCAAUGACCAUCGAGAGCCGAACAAAGUUCCGGGUUCUGAUUUCUACCAUGAUUACGUCCGCCUGAUCGAUGACGUCCAUUCGGUGUGGCCCAAGGCCGUCGUGGUCAUCAUGACACAAUGGAGCGUCUGGGAAAAACGCGGCACCCAGUACGUCCCCACCUCCAUUUACGACGAGGAAAUCAAGCGCGUUCACGAUCAUUACAAGGACAAGGGUUUCGUGCACUGGUUCGACACCGCCGGCAUCCUGCAGCACAACGACAUCAACCCCAAAAACCACCCCACAGAUGUUGGCCACGUCAAGAUCGCCAGCCAUCUACUGCAAUGGACUCGUCUGAUCAUGAGAUGGCCUCUGGAGCCCACGGGCGAGGUUCAGCAUGGUACCCUGUACUGGAACGACAUGCAGGAGUAUUGA